AUGAUAUCUUCUUUAAGUAAUGAUCAAGUAUUGCUGAUAACAGCCGGCUAUGAUCGUACAAUUCGCUUUUGGCAAGCACAUACUGGUUCAGUAUGUCGAACAAUUAUGCACGAAGAUUCGCCCACAAAUUGUUUAUCAAUAUUUCCAGACAAAACCCUACUGGCAGCCGGAAGUUAUCAGCAUAUAAAAAUGUAUGAUUUAAUAUCAAAUAAUCCAAAUCCAGUUAUGAAAUUAGAUCAACUACAGAAAAACAUUGUUACUCUAGGCUUCAGUGAUGAUCGUCGAUUUAUGUAUAGUGGAGGAGAGGAUCAAUUGGUUCGAGUAUGGGAUAUGAGAGGAUCAAAAAUGAAAGCAUCUCGUCAAAUGUUAGCUAGCGCAUCUGUUAACUGUGCAACAAUUCAUCCAAAUCAAGUUGAAUUGUUCAUUGGUGAUCAAGAUGGUGCAAUUUAUCGUUGGGAUAUUGCAAAUGAAAAACAAGAGAAACAUGUAAUUGAUCAGAAUAACCCAAGUGCAAUACGUUCAUUAACAAUAAAUAGUGAAGGAACAAUGAUGGCAGCUGUUACAAGUAGCGGUAAUUGCUAUAUCUGGUCCUUAACGGGUAGUUUCGGUGAAAAAAUGGCUCAUACAAAAUUAGUAAAUCGCACAUCAUUCACAGCUCAUAAACGUUAUGCUUUGAAAUGUCUGUUUAGUCCCGAUAUGACUCUAUUAGCCACAACAUCAGCUGAUCAAACGGCUAAAAUUUGGCGUACAGCUGAUUUUUCAUGUCAAUGUGAAUUAAAAGAUAAUCACCAACAAUGGGUAUGGGAUUGUGCAUUUACAUCCGAUUCACAAUACCUGAUCACAGGCGAAAAACCGGGUUGUCAUUAG
This is a messenger RNA of Didymodactylos carnosus, 867 nucleotides long. Lineage: Eukaryota; Metazoa; Rotifera; Eurotatoria; Philodinida; Philodinidae. The record is from the annotation of a GenBank genome assembly.